Daucus carota subsp. sativus is the source of this 2920-nucleotide messenger RNA. Its product is annotated as anaphase-promoting complex subunit 2. Gene Ontology annotation, cellular component: anaphase-promoting complex. NCBI's taxonomy places the organism in Eukaryota, Viridiplantae, Streptophyta, Magnoliopsida, Apiales, Apiaceae. Gene Ontology annotation, molecular function: ubiquitin protein ligase binding. Gene Ontology annotation, biological process: metaphase/anaphase transition of mitotic cell cycle; protein K11-linked ubiquitination; ubiquitin-dependent protein catabolic process. The record is from RefSeq and is a predicted model, not a curated record. The transcript is spliced from 16 exons. Bases 98 to 2746 code for a protein of 882 amino acids.
GAAAAAUCAAUAUAGCGAAAACUGGGGGACUGGUUUUCAAAAAAUUGGUGUGAAAUAUUUCCCGGCGACAAUUGGUCUGAUAUAUUUUCCGGCGACGAUGACGGUGGACGCCACGUCAGCCGUAUGUAAUUUGGGGAUUCUGGACUCUCUGAACAAUUCGAGUUCAGUGAUUGAGCUACUAGAAACCUGGAACGCAUUCUGUUUAUCUUCACAAUCACUCGUCUCUACUCAUUAUUCUUCCAACUCAGACCCUUCCCUUGCUCGUGAUUUCGCCUCUCAAGUCCACAUUCUCCGGAGCCACGGCCUCCAAUCUCUCAUCCAAGACCACUUUCUCAGUCUCAUUCAGCAAUUUUUCCUCAGUAACGGAGUGUCCAACUUCUGGUGCCAUUUCGAUGCCUACGCAGAUAUUGUCGAUACGGACCUGGCUUAUGAGGAUGAGGUUCAGCAAGUUCUACAUGUGGCUUUGGAAGAGAUCACAUUGGAAAAACAAAAACAGGAGCGAUGUUUGACUAUGCUUACUGAUGCUUUACAGUCCUGCAAAGAUACUACAUCAGAGGGAUCACAGAAGUCUGCCACCGACAGCGCAUACCUUUCUUCCAAAUAUCAAUUGAUAGUGUCUUCCACACUGAUGACCACUCUUCCUCGUCAUUUUCCUCAGAUACUGCACUGGUAUUUUAAGGGGCGGCUUGAAGAAUUAAAUACAAGUUUGGAUGAAGAGUAUCAAGAUCUUGACAGAUUGCAAGAUGACGAAGACAUGGAUCUAGAUAGUAAAGAAAAAUUCUUUAAUGAGAAAAGCGACAUGGGAAGUGACAAAUCCUAUCCUCAAGGAAAGUUGCUGGAGAACAAUAAUUUAGUGAAGAACAUUGGAAAGGUUGUGCAUGAUCUUCGAAGUCUGGGAUUCACAUCUCUAGCCGAAGAUGCUUACGCAUCUGCUAUAUUUAUGCUUCUAAAGGCUAAAGUUAAUGAGUUGGCUGGUGAUGACUAUAGGACUUCUGUUUUGGAGGCCAUCAAAGGUUGGAUACAGGCCGUGCCCCUCCAGUUUUUGCACGCUCUUCUUGCUUAUCUUGGUGACACUGUCAGCAAUGGGCCACAUUCUUCAAUUCUGAGAUCACCGUUAGCAUCUCAUCCAAAUUCACGUUAUCCUGGUACUGAGGCUCCAUCUGAAGGACUUGUUAGAUGGCAAUUACGACUAGAAUAUUUUGCCUAUGAAACCUUGCAAGAUUUAAGAAUAGCAAAACUCUUCGAAAUAAUUGUGGACUAUCCCGACAGCUCUGCAGCUAUUGAAGACUUGAAGCAAUGUCUUGAAUACACAGGGCAGCAUUCAAAGCUGGUUGAUUCUUUUAUCUCAGCACUGCGAUACCGUUUGCUUACAGCAGGUGCCUCUACAAAUGAUAUCCUGCACCAAUAUGUUUCAACUAUUAAAGCACUUCGGACAAUAGACCCAGCUGGUGUAUUCCUUGAAGCAGUUGGUGAACCAAUAAGAGAGUAUCUGAGAGGGAGGAAGGAUACCAUUAAAUGCAUUGUUACAAUGCUUACUGAUGGAACUAGUGGGCCUGGAAGUGUUGGAGAUAGCCUUCUUGAAGAAAUAAACAGAGAUGAAGAAAACCAAGAUAGUGCUGGUCUAGAUGAUGAAAUAAGCACUGACGACAAACAAGCAUGGAUAGAUGCUGAACGGUGGGAACCUGAUCCUGUAGAGGCUGAUCCAUUGAAGAGCAGCAGGUGUAGAAGAAAAAUUGAUAUACUUGGGAUGAUUGUUAGCAUUAUCGGUUCAAAGGAUCAGCUAGUUAACGAGUACCGUGUCAUGCUUGCAGAAAAGCUUCUUAAUAAAACUGAUUAUGACAUUGACUCUGAAAUACGUACUUUGGAACUCCUCAAGAUACAUUUUGGAGAAAGCAGUAUGCAGAAGUGUGAAAUAAUGCUUAAUGACUUGAUUGAUUCUAAAAGAACAAACACAAAUGUAAAAACAACGAUAAAACAGAAAGUGCAAUCAGGUGUCGACCAUAAAGAGAAUGAAAUACCAAUGGAUGUGUUUGAUGCCACAAUCAUAUCUUCGAAUUUUUGGCCACCUAUUCAGGAGGAGGCCCUUAACAUACCUGAGGCAGUGGAGAAGCUUCUAAACGUUUAUGCUACACGGUUUAACGAGAUUAAGACCCCUCGUAAGCUACUUUGGAAGAAAAAUCUUGGUACUGUCAAGUUGGAAUUGCAAUUUGAAGACAGAGAGAUUCAGUUCACAGUCACCCCUAUACAGGCUUCAAUUAUUAUGAAAUUUCAAGAACAGACAAGUUGGACCUCAAAGGAUCUUGCAGCUGCUAUUGGGGUGCCAGUUGAUGUACUUAGUAGGAGAAUUAGCUUUUGGAUAAGCAAGGGAAUUCUGGCAGAGUCCUUUGAAAAUGAUUCUAGUGAACAUGUAUUCACCCUGGUAGAUGAAAUGAUUGAUAGUGGCAAGACUGUUAUCAGUAGUGGAAAUUGCGAGGAUCUGGCUGCAGAUGAGGAUGGAGAUAGGUCUGUGGCGACAGUUGAGGAUCAAUUACGUAAAGAAAUGACGGUGUACGAGAAAUUUAUUACAGGGAUGCUGACCAAUUUUGGAAGCAUGGCAUUGGAUCGAAUCCACAAUACUCUCAAGAUGUUUUGCACAGCUGAUCCCACUUAUGACAAAUCACUCCAGCAACUUCAAAGCUUUCUAUCUGGUCUUGUUGCAGAAGAGAAGUUAGAAAUAAGAGAUGGAAUGUACCUUUUGAAGAAGUAGGUGAUGAUGGAAUUGCAAUUUAUAUAAAUUUUCCAUCAUAAAAUCAGGUGAAUUACAAUUGCACAACUACUUUAUAAGCUUGCAUAUCUCCUUGCUGAAAUGCAGGAUAUCCAGGUGUAAAUGGGUAUAAUUACCAGUUAGUGUUUCUAUAAAACUAAAAAUUUUGGUUUUGUA